This is a messenger RNA of Xenia sp. Carnegie-2017, 1927 nucleotides long. RefSeq lists its product as uncharacterized. Gene Ontology annotation, molecular function: mRNA binding. The transcript has 8 exons. NCBI's taxonomy places the organism in Eukaryota, Metazoa, Cnidaria, Anthozoa, Malacalcyonacea, Xeniidae. Bases 597 to 1913 code for a protein of 438 amino acids. The record is from RefSeq and is a predicted model, not a curated record. Gene Ontology annotation, cellular component: cytosol.
UUGCUUGUGACUGGCAGCCUGUGCUAACUGCUAAUUCUUCUCUUCGUAAAAAAUAAUUUUCAUCAUAUCGCGAGAAGACUGGACACGUAAAAUCAUGACGACAUCAUCACAAAUCUAGUCUCGUGUCUCGACCGCUUGGCAAGAUGUUCUCUCAGCAAGUCAGAACUGUUAUAUCCAUUAUUCUGCAAACUUUAAAGCUAAAUUUCUAAACAAGUUGAUGUUUUUAUGUACAUAUGUUAUUUUAUGUGUUGAGUUGUUUUUAAUUAAUUCCUACGGCUGUCUUUGAGAGAAUUCGGCAAAAUAGAGUCAACCACGUGCGUGUUUCUGUUGAAGCCUUGAAGUUGCUGUAUAAUGUCGAGCAUCGUUGGGUCAAUUGCAAACAAUGAACAACUUGGCAAAGCUUUUUAUGAACUUUUCAGCAAUUGGGUAGUUGUUCUGUUCAAAGCCAUCAAAAGCCAGACAAUUUAUUAAAGAAUUUCAGCCAUUCUAGUGAAUGCAAAUCUGUUCCUCUUCUUCAAAAUACUGAGAACACUGAACAACUGUUUUUGCCAAAGAUCCCACUUUCAGAAGACAAAAAAUUUGAACUCCAAACUUCGAUGAAAACCAAUGCUGUCGAUUCCACUCUUGGUCGACCUCGUUAUCAAUGGGAGCAGUCUAAAACCGAUACAUCAAGUAGACGGCCAAAUAGCAAAGAGAAGAACGAGCUUUUUUCAGUUUAUGUUGGCAAUAUACCCGUGGAUAUAACUAAGUAUGAAUUGGAUGAUCUGUUCUGUGAUGCUGGCAAAGUGGUUGAUUCCUUUAUUGUUUCACCUACAAAUGGUCAUUCAAACACUUAUGGAUUUGUUCGUUUUCGCACCUUAAAAGAGGCUUAUGAAGCUGUAGAACAAAAAAAUAACAAUUUCGCUGGAGGGAGGCAGAUAGUUGUCCAGCUCUCAUCUUCAACCAGAAAUAAGUUGGAAGCUGAUCCGAAAGUAAAAGAUGAUGAUAGGCCGUUGCUACAAAAAGAAUAUCCAAGAGUUACACAAAGUUCAAUAGAAAAGGAAGAAAACGCAAUCAUUCAAAAGAUCAAAGCAAGUGUGAAAAGGUUUAAAAAUAACAACAAGUUAAAUGGAGAUAAAAACGUAGAACAGGUGUUCAGAAACAUCCAGAAUAUUAUUAAAAUGACUAUCAAUUAUCCCCUGUCUUUGACUGAACCAUCUUAUGAAGAUGAGAUUCCUUGCCGUGGUCAGACUUGCAUGGCGGAACGACAUGUCGAGUGUCCUGUAGUAACCACUCCUCAAUCUGCACGUACAUCUGACGUUCGCUUUUCCGCGUUUCAAGAUGACGAAAAAUCUCUUAAAACUGCAGCUGUUACAGGCGGAUUACCUGCCCAAACCCUUGUUGACCGUAAUUCUCCUGAAAUUUUAUCAUCGCGCAGAAGGAAAAAAGUUCUGGAGUUUUUGGAUUCCAGUUCGGGAGAAGAGACCAUGUUGCAUUCCCAAUUAAAAUCUUUUCCCGAAAAAUCACCGAAGAUGCUAAACUCUUCUGGGUCUAGCUCAACCGACGACGAACGAUGCAUGAUUAGUAAUAUACGAGGCAAGUACUCGUCGAAAGAAAAAGAAUCUAUUUUUUUCAAUGACGUAAGCUAUAAUGCUGCAAAUACUUCAGUUGUCGAAGAUAAUUUUGUCAGUAGUGUGCCGAAUGGAGCAUUUUGCCAAAAAAUUGACGAGAAGAAGGUUGCGUAUAGCUCCUUUGAACUUUCAAGUAUGUCAUUACAUCAAGGCGCAAAACAAGUAUGUGUUGAAAAGAAAGUUGACAUAAAUGAUAAUGUAAAUAAUAUGUCGACUAUUGCCAGUGUUACACCUUGUGAUACUUUCAAUGAGAUUGCCGAAAGAAAUGGUUUUAAUGAAAAUGUUGUCAGAAUUUUCCAAUGAAACAAUUCCUAAAC